This is a messenger RNA of Ambispora leptoticha, 786 nucleotides long. The record is from the annotation of a GenBank genome assembly. Lineage: Eukaryota; Fungi; Glomeromycota; Glomeromycetes; Archaeosporales; Ambisporaceae.
AUGAAUGUGUUUAAAUUUACCACAAAUUCCUAUUCUUCGUUACUUUCCAAACUUAUAUUUUCAGACGUGCGUGACAGUAAUUUGGAUCUUUAUCAAGGAUCUAUAGAAGAGACGACUUCACUGACUAGUGGUGAACAUAAAAUACAAAAAAUAGAAAAUAACGGCGAGGAUGGCAAUGAAUUAAUAAGCGAGCAAGACUCUUGGGACGAGAAACCACUUCCUCCCCCGAUUCAAAGAAGCAGACUGGGAAAACUUCACUGGUUAGGGUUGACUCUAUGCAACACUUAUAGUUUACUAGGGAGUUUUUACCUUUUGUAUUAUUAUCAAACACGUAAAUUUAUAAAAUCCGAUUUUGAGAUUAAAGCUGUCUUAACAUAUGUUCUGACAGAGACAAUAUUCCGUGUAUAUGUGUCAACGCAAAUAAGAUCGUGGUCAAACGGAACAUUAAAAUUUAUUCAAAGUAUCAACAUAAUACUAGGUCGGCAAGAUUAUAUCCUUUUAAAUCAUAAUCUCUUUACGAUGACGGGAGAUUCAACAGUCGUAUUCUAUAUGUUCGUAACGAUAAUAGCCGAUGCAUUCUUUGGAGCAUACUAUUGCUUUCUUGUCAUAGCGACCAUUUGGGCUCAUAAUAGAGCAGAUAAUUCUUUUUCUUUAUUCAUGGAUACAAUUACGGCGACAAGCACAAUAUUGAUUAUAAGAAUUUUCUGGCGUUGGACCUUUGCUAGCCAAGAUCGUUCUGCGUGUUUUUCACACAAAUCAAAGCGACUAAAUCGGCGAUUAAAAUGA